CACCUCGUCGUCUCCACUCUCCCUCCCGCAUCCAUGGCGGCCUCCUCCGCCCGCCUCCUCGCCGCCGCCGCGGCGGCGCACCGCCGGGCCGCUUCCGCCACCUUCCGCCACGCCCCUGCCGUCUCCUCCUCCCUCUCAUUCCCUCCCAGCCCGCACCACCGCCCGUCGCUCCGCGGCCGAGCUGGCGUCUCCUUCUCCUCUACCUCUGUAUCCCUCCCCUCCUCCGGCGCCCCGCACGCCUCCGUCCCCUUCAACCUCUUCCCUUCCGACUCCGACCCCUUCAUACAGUGGGACCCGCCCCCGCCCGACGCCGCCUCGCCGCUCGGCGCCGGCGCGGCCGGCCGCGGCGCCCGCGAGGGGCCCACGCUGGUCGUGCUCCUCGGGUGGCUCGGCGCGCGGCAGAAGCACCUGCGGAGGUACGCCGACCUGUACCGCGACCGCGGGGUCGGGUCGGUGCGGUUCGUCGUGCCCGUGCGCGAGCUGCUCGGGCUCGACCUCGGCCGCCGCGUCGAGCGCAGGGUCGCCGACCUCGCCGCCGAGAUCGCCGCCUGGUGCGAGGCCGACCACCGCCGCACGCUCCUCUUCCACACGUUCAGCAACACCGGAUGGCUCGCAUAUGGUGCUAUACUUGAGAAUCUACAAUCAAGAGCUGAUAUAAUUGAGAGGAUACGGGGGUGUAUUGUAGAUUCUGCACCAGUUUUGGAGAUAAGACCAGAGGUCUGGGCUGCUGGAUUCUCUGCUGCCAUGCUGAAGAAAAGCAGUUCCACGACAGGACCUUCAGCUGAGUCUCAGGAUGGAUAUACUUCAAAUGGCACCUUGAACAACCUUAGCUCUGAUGUGGCAAGACCAACAUGGGGUGAAAAUAUCCUCCUAUCUACUCUACAGAAAUUUUUCGAGAUUGUCCUUCACCUACCUGAUGUAAACAAGAGACUAGAAAAGGUUCAUUCGGUUCUUUCAGAGAAGCAGCCUUCCUGCCCCCAGUUUUACCUGUACAGCUCAGCAGAUAGAGUAAUACCUGCUGAAUGUGUAGAGAGCUUCAUCGACAUGCAGAAAUCACAAGGGCAGAGCGUAUUCGCCCACAAUUUUGUGUCAUCCCCACAUGUGGACCACUACAGGAGCUUCCCUCAUGUCUACGCAGCAAAGAUCAACGAGUUCCUGAAGAUUUGCUCGGUAGCUAGAGUAUGAUCAUUUUUUGACCGGCAGGUAUUGUUUCGAGACAUAGCCCAUAAGCACUGCUCUAUUACUUACCUUGAGAGAUAUAUGAUUCAUGGAAAUUAUUUACCCAUUGGAGCUCCUGAAUGAUUUGCACCCAUUCAUGAAAAAGAAAAAAAAAUGAAAUCUUGAAGAAAGUUGUCGCUUAAACUAGAUUCUUCAGCUCUUAUCAUUUGCUUCGAUGACCUUAGACACUACUAGUUGCAGUGUAAUCUGUUGGCGAGCUCUAGAUCGCCGCAAGUUUAGUCAUCUGUGCUUGUCAAGUGACCAUAGCAUGAGCCUGUGUAUUCUAGUUGCAUCCAGGAUGGGAACAGCCUGUAGCUGUCAUAACCCCGAGCCUCUGUCACGUUGUGCUUGUGAGUUGUAAAUAUUCUCUCUCGCCCUAAUAAUGUUAUCAGUACAGUAGCAGUUAUCGUAAGCUUAUUGAUCGACUGGACACAAUUUUUUUUACCCUUGUGCAUAUGUUUAGACAAAAAAUAGUGCCGAUUGCUUUUUUAGGUACUCUACAAUAUGCACAUUCUUCCUAGCAGCAACUCGAUAGCUAUGAUACUACUUGGAAGACAUUUUUGUUGUUCUGUCACAGCUCUACAAAGCAGGUCAUCUAUUUUUAGCAGGCAUAGGAAACACAUGAUCUCAAUGAGCGUGUGCACGAGUAUGUAGUCUCUAGUGUAAACUUCACCAGAAAUGUUAAUAAAUGUUUAAAUGGGUGGUUUUGGCCAU
Molecule: messenger RNA, 1932 nt
Organism: Oryza brachyantha (malo sina)
Lineage: Eukaryota; Viridiplantae; Streptophyta; Magnoliopsida; Poales; Poaceae
Product: transmembrane protein 53-like
Exons: 4
Coding region: 34-1185 (383 amino acids)
Source: RefSeq, a predicted model, not a curated record